UUUUUUGAGAGUAGUUGAAAAAGAUCUACAAAUCAAAGCUUGUUCACGCGCUCAGUGACGUCCCUUGAAUCCUUGAUCUUAACCAGCACUCACUAUUGAUCAUAACGAGCUAUUCGCUUGUCUGGAGCCGUUGUUCGAUCUUCUCCUUCUUGCGAGGCCAUGUUGAAGUUCGCUUUGGUACAGAAAUUCAGUACUUAUGUUGGUAUCCUCUUCGGUAUUGAACUUGAAGGCACGCGGUACAAACCAGUAUGCAGCGCCGACAUAACCUGUGGAGACAAGGCUAUGUAUUCCGUACAAAUGGUAUCGAUAGGAAAUGGGCCUCGGCUUUGACAACUUCGCAAUGUCCAUGACUCCUCCUUCUGCCUUUCAGCGAGCGCUGGACCAGUAUCUUCAAACACUUCCUUCGCACAAGAGGAAAAGCAAGUUUCUGCUCAGCUGUUAUAAUGCUGAAUCUCCUAUCACCCCAGAGUCUCUGAACGAAACAAUCGCUGAAGCUGAAGAGAGAGCAUCUCAACGCUCGUCGAGAAAGAUAUUGAGAAAAGUUGUGGCACCGGUUAUCACUGCUUUGAAGGACUAUUUCGUGGUGGUUGAUACGCUUGUCUCUUCCUCCAUGCCAGCCGCUAUCGUCUGGGGUGCAAUAAAAGUGAUCAUCGAGGGUAUUGACCGAUGUGCCACCCUCUUCGACACAAUCAAGAGCCAAUUACGUGCACUCACAGUGAUGUUACAGCGCAUUUCCGAAUACGAAGAUCUCUACGGCGAUUCAACCAUCCUGCAAGAUCUUCUGUGCAAGACUUAUGUUGAAAUCUUUCGCUUCUGGUCCCGAAUCGACCGGGAAUGUGAUCAAUACGGUAUCAAGUCAUUUUUACGCGUAGCCGUCUCAUUUUCAACGAAGAAACUCGACGAGAGCAUCCAAGAGAUUGAAACAAACGUCGACACCAUUGACAAACUUGUUCCGAUUAUAGAAGCUAGACGUGCUAGAGGCGAGCAGGAAGAUGCCGGACGCGAACGUGUUGAGGCUGGCAUAGAACGAUUAGAAGCACGUGUAGAACGGCAAGCUCAGCGGGAAUUCCGAGAAAUGUAUCAAGAUGACCGAUACAAUGAACGAUAUUACUCCAUUUCUUCCUGGCUCGACUCCCGGGAGGCCAUCGAAUCAAAUCAAAGUCGGCAUGAUAUGAAUCUCCGUCGUCAUUCUAUCGGGACGUGCGCCUGGCUUACAGACAAUACUGACUAUCGCAACUGGGAGCAGGGCGCCAGUUCUCCUUCAAUCAUUUGGUGUCAUGCUCCUCCUGGUACGGGAAAAUCUGUCCUGUGCUCACAGGUCAUCCGGAGACUCAUGGAUAUCCCUUCUGUUACUUGCGCUUACCUUUUCUACCAAUUCGACGCGCCCUACACGGCUGUUGAGACACUUCGGUUACUCACAGCUCAGCUCAUCACCAGCUCCUACCUGACUUACCGUCACAAGAUAUCCGACGAACUUUAUUUGUUGUCUCAGGGGGCCCGCACGUUCGAUAGUCUGUCUGCUUGUAUUAAUAUGCUGCUGCCACAAUUCCAGACGGUCUAUUUGUUAUUAGACGGGUUAGACGAGGAAUGCGUGAAAGAUAGGUGGUCAGAAGCAUGCAGAGUGAUUGAUCUCCUCGUUGGUAUGUCCAAGGCACAUCCGAGCAUUGUUCGGCUGUGGUUCAGCAGCCAAGACCGGUCGUCAAUCAGAACGAAGAUGGAGAAAUUCACUAUAUGCAAUUUCCACGAACCUAUGAAGGAAGACGUCGGCAUAUUCCUGGCAAGUCUUUCGUCCGAACUCGAGGAUCUUAUUGCAUCGGAACAGGCAAAAUCAUUCCUUCUGGAGAAACUACAGAGACGAGGCGAGAGUAACUUCCUUUGGGUCAAUUUAAUGAUCAACACUCUCCGUGAGGAGGCGAGCAGUCCUGUAGAAGUGACAAGGCUUUUGGAGGAUGGCUUACCCUCGACAUUAGACGAGUAUUAUCGCCGGAUCUUUGAACGAAUUGAAGUAAAUCAGCGCGCUUUGGUUUGCAAAGUGUUCUCAUUGAUCGCAUUUGCGAGACGUCCUUUGCGGAUGUCGGAACUACGAGAAGCUAUUGGAAUAUUGUCCAUAGAUACCCCAACAUCCCUCAGUUCAAGACAUAUUCCGUUCGAACCCCAUCUACGCAAACUGUUUGCCCCUCUAAUCCAGAUAAUCCCCAUUGCAGAAUCAGAGGACUACACCUGUCGACUUUUCCACUCCACCGUCCGGGACUUUCUUCGCAAGUACGGCGGAAAGGUUUUUCCAGAAUUUUCAUCUGGCCUCGUCGUUAGCCCUGGGAUAUCCGCUCAAGCCUGUCUCGCAUACCUCCGUCAACAACGAUAUUCAUUGACUCUUCGUCAUGAAGAUGAGCUUUGGUUAGACUCGAACGGGAACGCCGUUAAAGAACAUUCAUUCCUCCUUUAUGCUGCAAAAUACUGGGACAAGCAUUUCGACGAAGUCCUGGGGGACGAAGAGACUCGGAACGCCAUCGUCAGCUUUAUCACAUCUUCCAAUUUUCAAACCUUUGUUCAGAUUCAAAGCUUAUGGUUGGAAAAUCGUUUCACGAUAUUUCGUCAGUCAAACGGGUGUGAGUGCGAUGAUUGCGCAAGAAUUCGAUUCCUUGUCAGAGUCUUCCCUCUAUGGCUCAUUAACGGAAGUGAAGCUACGAAUGAGCGUCGUCUGUGGGCAUCAUACCGCCGAUUCAUUCAUGAUUGGAGACAUUUUCUUUCGUGCGCCAAUUGUGAAAAGCGCGGAUGUCUCUUCGCUCACUGCGCAGGCGAAAUUGACCGAUGUUGGUGGGGCGCUCUGGGACCUCGCAAUUUUUUGUCCAGGUUGCAAGGUCGAUAUCGCAGCUUCAGUUUUCAAAGGGAAGGGAUUGUCACCACAGAACCUGGGCCAUCAUUUGAAGGAAUAAGUCAAGAAGGAGACAAGAUGAAAAUACUUAGAUUAAAUGCGAGUGAUGCUUCAUCUGGUACACUCACCUUUACAUGCGAACAUUGGUCAAUAUGCUCGACUCGUACCGACAACAUAGUUUUAGAGAACACUCAGAUGAUCUCAGUUUCAGAAUCCGAGUCAUCUUGGGCGGUUUACACUACUGCUCUGACGGUGACCUCCAACCGAAAACAAGUCGGGCGUGCUCCACUCGUAGCAUUCACCCUCGACUGUCAAUACAUGCGCAUCGGCACCCAGCUCUUCGAACUGAAGAACGAUGAGUAUUACGUUUCUCUUUACGAUACUUUGUCCGGAGAUCGUUAUCCUACGUAUGUGGAAGAGUUUGCCGUACGUGGUCCUUACGCUGUGUUCGCCAGUAGACGUCGAGUCAAACAGGAGGAUAUCAGGAAGACGGGGGUGUCCGACGACGCAGUGGCCAACCUCGGCGUUGAUUUUAAUGCAAUGGAAGAAAUGGUUCUAUUAGAUGAUGACGACUCUUCCAGUUCAAUAUCUUCUCCAGAAAACCGGAGUUCGAGCUCUAUCGGAGGGAGUCGAAUUCGAAGAGGAUAGGAUCACGCCUUGGUCUGGCCCUCUGAGGGAUCCCGAUGAAGUUGGUAGUUCAUCCGAACAGGAAAAUGAGUCUCCUCAGCCCAUUGGUGCUCUUGACGAGUCCUCGGAUGAGGAAAUAGAGUUCGAUCCGCAAGUAGCCGGUUACGGCAGAUGGUAUGACACUGCGCCUGGAGCAAUAAAUACCGGUCGAGAAAUUGGCUGAGAAAGUAUAUGGAAAAAAUUUCCUUUCUCAGUUGAUUUCUUGUUUAGGAAAGUUUACAUAUCAUAGGAUAGAAAUUUUAUGCGAAUUAUUUUCUCUCC
This is a messenger RNA of Lentinula edodes (shiitake mushroom), 3820 nucleotides long. RefSeq lists its product as uncharacterized. NCBI's taxonomy places the organism in Eukaryota, Fungi, Basidiomycota, Agaricomycetes, Agaricales, Omphalotaceae. The transcript is spliced from 10 exons. The record is from RefSeq and is a predicted model, not a curated record. The coding region runs from base 314 to 3520 and encodes 1068 amino acids.